UGGCGAGCAAAAGAUUCGUCAAGUUUACUGAAGAGGAAUAUUGCAUCGUUUACCGAAGACCAAGAAAAUGCCAAUACGAAGAAGAAAACUGUGUCGGAUCUAAAAUUAUUUAACGAGUUUUUUAACAGCGAGGAAGAAGAGAGAAACAUAGAAAAUAUUCCAGCCGCGGAGCUCCAACAGUUGGCAAAGAAGUUUGUACUCGGAGUAAGAAAGAAAAAUGGCGAGGAAUAUGAACCAUCUUCUCUAAGAGGGUUUUUGCAAAGUGUUGACCGCUACCUCCGUAAAAAAGGAUGCACAUUUUCCCUUUUGAACGACAAAGAAUUCGGUGAGGUUCAAGAUAUCCUGAAAAAGAAGCAGAAACAACUUAAGGCCAUAGGAAAGGGAAACAAGCCCAAUAGUGCCGAUGCAAUAACAGAUGAAGAAAUAGAGGAAUUCUACCGGGCAGGAAUGCUCGGAAAUAAAACACCACGAGCACUUCUGAAUACAGUUUGGAUGAACAAUUGUAUCUAUUUCGGCACGAGGCCUGGACAAGAGCAACGAGAUCUUUGCUGGGGAGAUUUGGAGCUGAAAACUAAUGCUGACGGGCUUCGUUACGUGAAGUUUUCCACCGAGCGCCAAACAAAAACGAGAACUGGUGAAAACACAAGAAAUGUCAGAGAAAGCAAGCCAAAGAUGUUCGAAAACCUUGACAAUAAUGAUCGCUGUCCUGUCACUGCCUAUUUGGCCUAUAAGCAACAUAGACCACCAGAAAUUAUGGCAGACGACUCUCCGUUUUAUCUUGCUUAUCUUAACACAGAAGUUCCGAAGGCAGGGAAGAAAUGGUUCAAGGCAGCUCCACUGGGAGUAAAUUCACUUAGAUCUAUGGUGAAAAACAUGUUAGCGGGCUCCCAAGUUCAUUCAGACAAGAAAUUGGUCAACCACAGCACAAGAAAGCAUCUAGUCCAGAAACUUGUGGAUAAUAAUAUUCCACCGAACGAAAUUGUGCAAAUAACUGGACACAAAAACGUCAAUUCACUGAAUAACUACUCCGCUAUAUCUGACAGAAGACAGCAGCACAUCUCUACAGUAUUAUCCAGGAGAGGGGAAUCUUCUACUUCUGUUGCUACUUCGUCUUCGCCAAAAGUAACAGUAGAUGAAAUUACAUCCGUAUCUACAGUUCAACCCAGCACAAGUGCAGGAACUUUGCCCUUUCUUUACGAGUGUCAGGUA
This is a messenger RNA of Porites lobata, 1209 nucleotides long. The record is from the annotation of a GenBank genome assembly. NCBI's taxonomy places the organism in Eukaryota, Metazoa, Cnidaria, Anthozoa, Scleractinia, Poritidae.